UUUAAUAAAGUCUAUUUUGUAAUCGCUCAGAGCACUCGGUAUUGUCAAAUCAGCGUGGUUUUCCCUAAGGAUCGGUGAAGCGCUUUAUGAUGCUAAUUCCACAUAAUAAUCAGUCUGGCUAGUGGAUCUUUGACUUAGAAUAACUUAAAGAUAUACCUACCGUACGUUGUAUACCGUCAGGCACCGAAUUAUUUCCCCCUCUAGUCCUAGUUGUCCUCUAGGCGCUCCACAAGGGUGGGAUUGUAGCGGUUUCUAAGAGUCUUUGGAUAUUCGUUUAUAUUGGACACGAUCUAGAAUGACAAAGCUAGUGAAUCUUGGAUCCCUCGGCUAUUUUGAGGCCUGAUGGGGUUGCCGAGACAAUUUGUCUCGUACUGCAAUAAGCUAGAUGUGAAACUCAAGGUAGCUAUUGGUUUUGGCGUGGUAUGCGCUGCCGUCCUAAUUGCUGUGUUGAUAGUCCUUGUGUACAAGAUCAUCGUCUUGAGAGCCAUGACUCGUAAGAGUCAGCGGCCUCCCGAAAGGAAGAUAUUCCACCGCGGGCCUUCCUUGAAGGAGAGCGACUUUUCCCGCGCCCCGCAGCAACGACGACAUCGACCACUCAUGAAAACAGACAGCUCUGCUUCUGAUAUCACGAUCGGGGCAUGGCGUGCUGCGAAUCUCAGCCCUUCCAGUGAUUCUAGUGACUGUAAUGGCAACCCAUUUGAGCAAAGUCUGGGCUGCGGUAAGCUGGAGUUUUCGAUAAUGUACGACACGACAUGCGAAUGUCUUCGAGUGCAAGUUCUCAAGGCAAAUAAUCUGAGUGUGCCUGAGGCGACAACAUACGUGGAGGUGUUUCUACUGCCUGACAAGAUUGAGAAAUACCAGACCAAAGUGAAAUACAAGAAUUCCAACCCUGUCUUCAAUGAGACGUUUGAGUUCGAUGUGGCCUUCUCAGAGCUCUCGGAGCGAACCUUACAGUUUUGUAUCAAUGACUAUGACGGUUACUCUCGGCACCAGGCUCUCGGCGAGGUCUUCCACUCGUUUGACGUAAACGUUAACAUGCAAGAGGAUACGGUUGUGAUUUACGAGAAAGAUAUCCGAAGAGAUAUCUUCACUUUUAGGGAGGAAAAUCAAGUACGCAAGGGGGAGGUGUUGUUAUCCUUGUGCUACUUACCCACUUCUGGAAGGUUAACCUUUGUAGUACUGAAAGCGAGGCUAUCGAGUAAAGAAUUUGGAGAUCAGUUACCAAAUCCAUUGGUCAAGGUCUCCCUUAUGGUGUCCGGCCGUCAAAUCAAGAAAACCAAAACCUCGGUAAUGCACGGGACAUUACGACCCGUCUACAACGAAGCGUUCGUCUUCGACAUUCCAGUAGAGCGACUUAGCGACGUCAGUCUGCUAGUGCGCAUGCUCCACAGUGAUGAGAACCGCUGUCAAACGAUCGCUAAAACCGUCGUGGGCCCGGAUUCACAGACGAGCAUUGGUUUGCAUCAUUGGAAUUGUAUGAUGACGUCACCAAGGAAACCAAUCGCGCAAUGGCACCCGCUAUUGAAUAGUUGAAUAUGACGUCAUCUGGUAAAUUGGUGAUAGCAGAUAGCUAUUAUAAUGACAAAUGAUACAAUUGAAUAAUUUUCAAUCUAAAAAGAAAAAGGGGAGAAACGACUGGUUAUUUCAUUCAAGUCAUGAAUUUACUGUCGAAUCCGUUGUAUCGCUACCCGCGUUUUCAAAACACGAUUUGUUUUGGUUGACUGUUCCGUCAGUAAAACCUUUCUGAGCCAAUCACAGUUUCGCUUUGUGCACUUCCCUGGCAUACCUCUGGACGAAAACAGACAGUGUCGCGACAGAAAGCCAGGCAACUGCACUGGGCGAGAGAUGGCAAGAAUCCGAUUAGCCUAGAAUAAUUAGACUGGCGGAACAGAAAAUCCCAAAAGACAAAAACAAAUCGAUAUUUAGAAAAUGAGUUGUCGCGAUACAACCGAUUCGACAGUAAAGUACUAUAAUACUAUUUUUGGUAACAUUUCGUACCAGGACCAUUUUUAAAAAGCUUGACCAUAUUGCCUCCCUUUUAACCAAAAUAAUAAAUCGUUAUGACUGGAACAGCAUUAGCUCAGCUUUUGGCUAUAUUUUACAGGGCCAUUCUUGUGUUCUGUCAGUGUUCUGAUUUCCAAGCUAAAAUAUAUUUUGUACGUUUUGAGCUGCUACAAAAUUUUAAAUUUUUAAAAAACGGUGAAAGGAAAUAACGCAACUCAUUAAUAUUGUGUUAUUAUCAGUCAAGGAAAAAAUAAACAAAUAAUUUGUUACAA
This is a messenger RNA of Nematostella vectensis (starlet sea anemone), 2276 nucleotides long. Its product is annotated as synaptotagmin-10. Gene Ontology annotation, cellular component: membrane. Gene Ontology annotation, biological process: cellular response to calcium ion; calcium-ion regulated exocytosis; regulation of calcium ion-dependent exocytosis. The record is from RefSeq and is a predicted model, not a curated record. The transcript has 6 exons. Bases 343 to 1533 code for a protein of 396 amino acids. Gene Ontology annotation, molecular function: SNARE binding; phosphatidylserine binding; calcium-dependent phospholipid binding. NCBI's taxonomy places the organism in Eukaryota, Metazoa, Cnidaria, Anthozoa, Actiniaria, Edwardsiidae.